AUGGGUGUGACAACAGUGCAUGGCGACUCUGACUGGAACUCGCAGAUGCAGAGCGCGGGAGGGAAACUGGUAGUUGUAGAUUUUUCAGCCGUCUGGUGUGGUCCAUGCCAGCAUAUCAAACCUGUCUACCACCAAUUGAGCGACCAGUACCAUGACGUGGUGUUUCUUGAGGUGGAUGAAGCACAGAACCGCUCGCUCAUCGGAGCAUUGGGCGUUCGUGGAUUUCCUACAUUUCAUUUCUAUGUGAGUCAAAACAAGGUAGACGAACUCGUAGGUGCCGAUCCGAACCAAUUGCGUGCCAAGAUUGAACAGUGGAGGCAAUCGGCCUAUAAUCCUUUUGCGUCUCCUGGCAUGACACUUGGCGCUAGCUCUGGCAGCUCAGUCAAGCCAAUGUCUGCUGCUGAGGCUCGUGAAGCCAGACUUAAGCGGUUCAACAAUGUGAGUUUAGUACCAGACGUUCCGAUGCCGUCUGCUUCAGUCGCUGCUGCUAAGCCGGCGGUACCAGAUUCUAACUUAGUGUGCGACCCAAAUACCGGCACUUGCCGUCCUCUGAGUAAGGAUGACAGAGAAAGCGACCAGAUGAAACUUCCACCUGUAAAUGAAGAUCUGUUGACGCAAUUGAAGGAAAUGGGGUUCAACGACCUUCACUGUCAAAAAGCUCUGCUUGCAACGGACAACCAAGGACUUGAAGUUGCUAUUAAUUGGCUUGGUGAUCAUCAAGACGAUGAAGAUAUUAAUGAGCCUAUUAAGUUUGUUGAUAUGUCGGAGAUGACUCGUGCCGUGACUCCAGAAGAGAAAGCUGCAAAAGUAGAGGAAUUAAAGGCUCGCAUUGCAAAAAAACGUGCUGAACGCGAAGAGCAGGAAAAGGUGGAUCAGAGAGUCAAUGAGCUUAAGCGCCGUACGGAGGGACAGGGAUUGCUUGAAGCACGCGAAGAAAUUGAAGCUAUUCAGCGGAAAGUUGCAGCGGAAAAAAUGAAAAAGGACAAAGAAGAUGCUAAACGGGAGCGUGAGCGCUUGAGGAAACAGCUCGAGAUGGAUAAGCGUGAACGUCAAGCCCGUGGUGGGCGCUUGGGUGGUCCACCUAUUGAUGUUGCACCGGUUGAAAUAAGCGAAAAAAUGGAGGAAGAAAAAGUAAAGGGACCUGUAUUAACGCCAAAGGAAAAUAUUACAAAAAACGUCGGGAUUUUAAAAAAAUACCGCGUCGGCAACGAUGGUCUUACGGCCUUGAAGACAUUAGACGUUUAUGUGAAGAAUCUGAUUGAGAAACCUGAGGAAGAGAAGUUUCGCACAAUUAAUCUUGUAAACCCGGCAUUUCGUAAACGAGUUGCUAGUCUCGCAGGUGGCGUGGCGCUCUUGAAGAGCCUUGGAUACGCGAAAGAUGAGACUGAUGGCAACUUGAAGCUUUCUGUCGAUAAACGGGAUGUCGAGCUGCUGAAAUACGCUCAUAUACAGCUUCAGGGUGCUAUUGCAGAGCUUACGCACUGA
Molecule: messenger RNA, 1485 nt
Organism: Plasmopara halstedii
Lineage: Eukaryota; Oomycota; Peronosporomycetes; Peronosporales; Peronosporaceae
Product: thioredoxin 1
Exons: 1
Coding region: 1-1485 (494 amino acids)
Molecular function (GO): protein binding
Source: RefSeq, a predicted model, not a curated record